Messenger RNA from Exophiala spinifera, 915 nucleotides. RefSeq lists its product as uncharacterized. The coding region runs from base 1 to 915 and encodes 304 amino acids. The transcript is spliced from 3 exons. The record is from RefSeq and is a predicted model, not a curated record. Lineage: Eukaryota; Fungi; Ascomycota; Eurotiomycetes; Chaetothyriales; Herpotrichiellaceae.
AUGGAGCUACCGUUUCUUCUGUCCCUGACCCUCAUGAUAUCCUCGCUCACGGUUCUUGGUCAAUAUGGAAAAUGGUCCGAUCUCCCAACCUGCGCUCUGGGAUGUCUCGACCGCAGCACCACUACCAUGGAAGAGUAUUGGCCCAAUGGUUAUCUGCCUGUCAUCUGCGGCUUGAGCUCCCCAGACCACAAAGCGUUCAAGCUUGCCCUGCGCAGUUGCUUUUAUGAGUCGAAGGCUGAAGGAUGCAAUGGUACCAGUGGCCUGACGUCGCUCGUGGACGACACCAUCAAUCUCUUCUGCAAUCUGUCAAGCAAAGACAGCACACUAUUUGACAGCGCGAAUCUUAACGGCACAAUGACAACAACAAGAACUUCAGUUACACCUGAUUCAAGUGUCUUGAGUGCUCAGUGGAUCCCGACAUUGACGGCUGAUAAAGAUGUUAGUCAAGACGGUACUCCUGUGCCUCCCAGUCCUUCUGAUUCCUCCUUUGCCACCGCCGCCGCCACCCCCACCGCAGACUCCGUAGAAACUUCAAACUUGCCCAGCAUCGCGGUUUCGACUCGGUUCAGAAAUUUGAGCUCCCCUCCGUCCACCUACACGAGUCGUCCUCCGCUACCAACAUUGCCAGGGAAUGAGUUGAACAGUUCAACCGAGGUCGAGGUGUCGACCAUCUACUCCACUCACGUUGUCACGUUCAGCGGUAGCACCUCGACUUCCUUGACCACAUCAAUGUACCCGGAAUCUAGCCUACGGACAACGACGGUGGUGGUGACAGCGUCCUCAGCAUCAGUCUCAUCAGCUGGUACUGCUUCUUCGGGAAAAAUGGUCAUGCGGAGCGACAUGUGGUAUCUGUUUGAGAGCUUUAUCGGGCUAGUGAUCUACGUAACCAUGAGAGGAGAGUGGUACCUGGGCUAG